GCUGAGAGCAACCAUAAUUUGUUGACAAUGUUUGGAGUUUUCGGAUUGCAGACGCUGAGUUUUAAUCAAUGUCCCCCCUCCGAUUCUGAAUGGCUGCUGUGAGUAUUGGUACUGUCGUGCUGGUUAGUGCACUGCUGUCAGGGGUUGUUUACCAUGUCACCCAGCAAGUUUUGACCCACUCUGGAGAGAGGCCCAACUUCAUCAUAAUCCUAGCAGAUGACAUUGGCUGGGGAGACCUGGGGGCAAACCAGGCCGGAGAGAAGCCCAGUUACACACCUCAUCUGGACCAGCUAGCACUGGAGGGGAAAAGGUUCACUGAUUUCCACUCCCCUGCGUCCACCUGCUCACCGUCCAGAGCUGCACUGCUGACCGGUCGGUAUGGCGUGCGUAACGGGGUCACACAUAACUUUGCGGUGCAGUCCGUUAGUGGUCUGCCUCUCAAUGAAACUACAUUUGCUGAACUUCUGCAGGAUGCUGGCUACUUCACAGCCAUGAUUGGAAAAUGGCAUCUUGGUCACAACGGUCCUUAUCAUCCUAUUAAAAGAGGAUUUGACUACUACCUUGGAAUUCCUUACAGCAAUGACAUGGGCUGUACUGACACGCCUGGCUUCGACCUUCCCGCCUGUCCUCCAUGUCAAGGAGGCUCCCAACAGAGCAGCGAGAGAGGCCAGGGAUGUUACACAGACGUGGCACUGCCUCUCUAUGAGAACCAGAGUAUCAUGGAGCAGCCGCUGGACCUGUGGAGCCUGACUGAAAAGUAUACCUCUGCAGCAGUCAGGAUUCUCCAUAGUGCAAGGGAGAGGAAGCAGCCACUCCUGUUGUAUGUGGCACUUGCCCACAUGCACGUGCCACUGGCUCAUGGGGGGGUGGCUGAGGGCGAGGGGGUGUACACAGUCACCCUCCGGGAUAUGGACCGACUGGUGGGUGCAGUCAAGGCCACAUCGGACCUCCUUGGCAAGGAAAACAGUCUCAUACUGUUUACUGGAGACAACGGUCCUUGGGAGCAGAAGUGUCAGUUUGCUGGGAGUGUGGGGCCUUUUCUGGGGCAGUGGCAGACAAGCCGAGGCGGAGGCUCGGCCAAAACAACAACAUGGGAAGGGGGCCAUCGUGAACCCACGGUGGCCUACUGGCCUGGAAAGAUUCCAGCCAACACCACAAGUGGCGCCCUGCUGAGUGGUCUGGACAUCUUCCCCACCCUCCUCUCACUUGCUGGUGUAGAUCCGCCCAAAGACAGGAAAAUCGACGGCAUCGAUAUGACGGACAUUCUGCUGGGAAAGACAGACACGGGUCGAAAGAAUCUCCUUCACCCAAAUAGUGGUGCUGCAGGUAUAUAUGGGGACCUGCAAACAGUUCGUGUGGGCUCUCACAAAGCCUUCUAUCUGACAGGUGCUGCUACAGCUUGUGGUGGAGGAGCUGGUCAGGCACAGCUUCACGACCCGCCGCUCAUCUUCGACCUGUCCCGUGACCCGGAGGAGCGCUCCCCUUUGGACCCGUGGAGUGCGGAGUACCAGGCCGCCCUGCAGGCUGUGGAGAGGGAGAGGGAGGCGCUGCUGUGGGACAUCGCCAACGAUAACGUCUCCACCGCCAACUAUGCCAAGAAGCAGGCAGCAGAACCCUGCUGCAACCAUUCACUGCCAGUCUGCAGGUGCAAGCCGCUCACACUCAGCUGAGAGGCUUAACGUGCAGGACUGUUCAAACACACAUCCAAACAUGCUCAUGCGUACGUGCACUGGUAUUCGUCUCAAAGAGUGUGUUCCAGCUUAUGAAGGGCUUAAUGUUGAAGUGAAUGUAGAAAUAAUGUGGCAAGGUAGCAAGUGUUUUGUUGUUUGUUUCAUUUAGUUUAAUCUCAUUCCAUUUUUAAUUCUUUGUUUAUACUGAAAUCACAUGGAGCCCCCUUCAGGUGAUAUUUUGUACUGAGCCAAUUUCAUGUUCCCUCACAAUACUUACACACGACACUACCUUGCAAUACGUUUGCUUUACCUCACAAUACUUUUGUAUAGAGGCCCCCCCCCCCCACCCCCCAAGGGUUAUGGUAGUGAUUGUCUGAGCUGAUUUUGUGUUCCCUCACAGUUCUCGUAUUACCUUGCAGUAUUUACACAUAGUAAUGCAGAAGUAUCAGCAAGGGAAUGCAAAAAACCUGACGAAGUAAUGCAGAAAUUAAAACAAUGUCUUCAUCAUCAGUUUGAGGGGAUAGUUACCUUUACUAU
Alosa sapidissima (American shad) is the source of this 2207-nucleotide messenger RNA. It is a transcript of the gene arsg, whose product is annotated as arylsulfatase G. The transcript has 12 exons. The record is from RefSeq and is a predicted model, not a curated record. Gene Ontology annotation, molecular function: arylsulfatase activity. Lineage: Eukaryota; Metazoa; Chordata; Actinopteri; Clupeiformes; Clupeidae. The coding region runs from base 90 to 1670 and encodes 526 amino acids.